Molecule: messenger RNA, 249 nt
Organism: Rodentolepis nana
Lineage: Eukaryota; Metazoa; Platyhelminthes; Cestoda; Cyclophyllidea; Hymenolepididae
Source: the annotation of a GenBank genome assembly
AUGAAUACACAGCUAAAUCUCAUACCUCAACCACUCAGAUUGCAACCGGGACAACGAUUCCUUCGACUGCGACGCCUUCGAAAAUCACGUAAACGACUCAUACGAAGACUGCGACGACAACGACGAAUCCAACUGCAAUCACAGUGGCGACUCCUUCGGCGAAGACGACCUCCGCGUCAACGACUAUUACGACACCCACGACAGCGGCGGGAACGACAACCACAACAGCGUCGAAAUCCUGUACCAUGA